Molecule: messenger RNA, 7070 nt
Organism: Ictalurus furcatus (blue catfish)
Lineage: Eukaryota; Metazoa; Chordata; Actinopteri; Siluriformes; Ictaluridae
Gene: rhogd
Product: ras homolog gene family, member Gd
Exons: 4
Coding region: 4202-4777 (191 amino acids)
Biological process (GO): actin filament organization; regulation of cell shape; regulation of actin cytoskeleton organization
Cellular component (GO): cell cortex; plasma membrane; cytoskeleton
Molecular function (GO): GTPase activity; GTP binding; protein kinase binding
Source: RefSeq, a predicted model, not a curated record
UCUUAUUUCUUCCUUUAUUAUCUGCCUCACUUCCUGUAUUUGUUCACACCUGUUUUGUGUUUUCCUAAUUAGUUACCCUAUUUAACUACUGUGUUUUCCCUCCUGAAUUGACAAGCAUCAUACGUUGUAGGAUUACUGUUAUGUUGUUGUGUUUGCACUGUGAGUAGCUUUUGUGUUCGGUUUUUCCUUGCCGUGCCCUGUCCUGCCUUAGUCUAGUCCUUUGUUUUAGCUUUUCUAGUUUUUGGUCCUUUUCCUGUGUUUUGUUUGUUUUGAGUUGUUUAAUCAUUGAAGACUUCUGCACUUGCAUCUGACUCCCUGGAUUUGUGAAACCUCUUGUUCUGAAUGAUGGGAUCUACUUUUUUGAUCGGGUGAUUGGUCGUGAGAUUUAAGACUGAUAUGGUCUCAAGCCCAGAGAAGGUUGGGACCCAAUGGUGGAAUUGGAGUUUUUUGUGGGGCGUGGGGUCUGAAACAGUAUGGAUCAGGGGUGCUCAGGUAGGGCCGCUUCACUUGAUCGUGGUGUUCUCUGGCUUUGCGAGUUUAAAGCCUGAGCUCAGACCCAAAGAUCUGUCCAAGAACUAUGUGAGGAGACCACAUAGGGUCAUUCUGCAGCUUCAGGAAAUGUGGACCGUGCCAGCCACACUUGAUAUUUCCCCAUGUCUCAAGUCAUGCCAAGUGCCCUGCUUUUAGCCAAUUGUCAGAAUGUCUGCACUUAAUAAUAAAACAGCCCUUCAGUCCUGAUGUACGUAUUAAGCAAGGCUCUCAUCACUGAACUUCAGACUAUAGAAGGUGGCUGCUGGGAACUUGCCAAAACACUGUCCAUGUAAUCCUUAUACUGAGGUACAAAGAACUCCGAUGACCAGUGAGUGAAAGACCACCUUCAGUGCUGAGUUACAUUGCUAUAUCCAACGCUAAAUGAGUCACCACCUUUUUUAAUUUUAAAAUCUAUUUCGAUAGAUUCUGUCAGCUGUGUCUGUGACCUUCCAGCUGUUGAACCAGGUCAGUUACUGGACAUUAUAUGGAAUUAUAAGGAUCUCUAGUCUGAUUUAUUAUUAUUAAGCUAUAGAUGUAGUUAUUUUGAAAAGAAAUAUUUAAAAGUAGCAGUAAAACACUUGUUUAAGAUUGGCGGGCCUUGCUUUUAUGAUGAUAUUAUGAUGAUUUCCAGCUGUUAAAACCAAUUAAUUUAUCAUCAGUGCAUAUUUACAUUUACAUCACCUAUAAUGCGCAGAAAUGUAUGACCCCUGUAACAAAGCAAAUUUAUUCUGCCUUCACUUGUUACUGUGUGGUGUUGGCAUAUGAAAGUAGUUAACAACAGCAGCUGAAACCACAGCUAGUUUUCAAUAUCUAUUACGGGAACAAUAAAAAACGUACAGCAAUGUAACAUUAGGUCACAAUGCAUUAGCGUGGUUGGCUAUUUUGGCUGACAAGCUAAGCUAACUAAAUUUGUUUGUAGCUAACUUAAAUUAGCUACAUCCUGAAGUCAACUACAUAAUUAAUAUCAAUUUGUAAAAUGUCAGAAAGGCCUUAGUUCUGGCUCUUUCUACGUAAGUGCGUGUGUAGUGGGUUUUUUUUUUGUUUUGUUUUGUUUUUUUUAACCCUACAGAAAAAGCAAACUAGUUUCUUUCUUUCGUUUUUAUUCCAGCCACUUACACUGUUGUAGCUCUUUCUGCAUGAAUGUGGGUGUGUUACCUUAGCUCUCUCUCUCUCUCUCUCUCUCUCUCUCUCUCUCUCUCUCUUUGUUCUUCCUACAGCUAUUAUGAGCUUGUAUCUCGUCAGCCUGCUCCUUUAACUGCUUGUAUUGUAGUCUGCCUCACUUGUAUGUCAUUCUCAAUAAAAGCAUCAACUGAAUACAUGUAAAUGCCAUGCUAGUUUCAUUUAUAUGAUUCCUCUCCCACAAUGCAUUCCUCUCGACUUUCAAAGCACAGCAAGCAGACAAAUAGUAUGUUGACAAAGAAGAAGAAAAAAACCUUACAUACACAAUCUAUAUAAAAACUGGAGAGCCUACUUACAGAAUUAACCGACCCACCCUAGAUCGGGCCCUGAAAGCCGAUUUAUUAUUGAUAAUUAUAGUAGAGUUAAAGCGCGGUAAGAAGAUAAUCUCCACUGGAUGACUGUAGACUUAGCUGCAACCAUAAACUAUGAUACACUAUAACGUUCAUACUCAUCAUCCUUUCACCACGCUUAGUACUGACUUUACUAACCCCAACCCUAACCCUGUUGUGACCUGUAAGUAUUUUUGGUCUACCUCCUGGAAUAUGAAGUUUUCAGACCCGUCGUGUUCUUUUCCAAAUACAACCAUUGUUCAAUGCAGCGAUGAAAGUGAAAUGCAACGCAGCAGGGAAAUGUUUUCACUUCUGAACAAAGUCAUCGUUUCAUUCUUAAGAAAGCAAGCCACUUUUGAUAUUUUUUUUUCUUUUCUUUGAAAGAACAAGGAACGUAAGAGCAACGGAAUAUCGAAAUUUCACAGAUAUUUCAAAAUAUCGUAAAGAACGCACUAGUUUGUGUAUUGUAUUGCACAUAAAUGCAAUCACACCGUGAAAUGCAAUGCUAUAGAUUGAUUUUAACGCAGAUACAUUCAACACUUAUUUCUUUAAAAGCAAUACCCUGGUUUUUAUGUUUUAUUUUGUGUUAUAAGAAAGAGAACAAGCAAUGUAAUGAAGGUUUUGCUAUUCAGUGUGGCACGCUGUCCUCAAAAUAAUACCACCUGUGUUUUGCAUUUAAUUUUUCUAUUGUUAAAAGCCUUAUACAGAUCAUAUUCAACUGAAUUAUACACGGUUAUCUAGAACCGAAGACAGUAUAGCGUUUCGCCAAACCUACACAGCAUACAGGUGCAUCUAAAAAAAUUUGAAUAUUGUAGGAAAAUGACAUUUUUUCCCAUAAUUGAAUUCAAAAAAUGAAAAGUUCCACAUAUUCUAGAUUCAUUACACAUAAAGUGAAAUAUUUCAAGCCUUUUUUUUGUUUUUUUUGUUUUUUUUGUUUUAAUCUCAAUGAUUACGGCUUACAGCUCACGGAAAUCAAAAAUCCAGUAUCUCAAAAUAUUCGAAUAAAGAAUUUAUAAUACAGAAAUGUCAACCUGAGAAGACUCUAAUCAGCGAAUUAAUUACUCAAAACACCUGCGAAGGUUUCCUGAGUCUUUAAUCUCUCAGUCUGGUUCAGUACACGCGACCACAAUCACGGGGAAGAUGAAAGUCAAUGUUGCAUUUCAUUUGGAAAUCAAGGUCCCAGAGUCUGGAGGACGAGUGGAGAGGAACAGAAUCCAAGCUGCUUGAAGUCCAGUGUGAAGUUUCCACAGUCAGUGAUGAUUUGGGUUGCCGUGUCAUCUGCUGGUGUUGGUCCAGUGUGUUUUCUCAAGUCGAGAGUCGAUGCAGCGUCUACCAGGAGAUUUUAGAGAACUUCAUGCUUCCAUCUGCUGACGAGCUUUAUGGAGAUGCUGAUUUCCUUUUCCAGCAGGACUCGGCACCUGCCCACAGUGCCAAAACUAUUAGUAACUGGUUUUCUGACCAUGGUGUUACUGUGCUUGAUUGUCCAGCCGACUCGCCUGACCCGAACCCCAUAGAGAAUCUACGAGAGACACCAGACCCAACAAUACAGACGAGCUGAAGUCCGCUAUCAAAGCAACUUGGACUUCCAGAACACCUCAGCAGUGCCUCAGGCUGAUCGCCUCCAUGCCACGCCGCACUGAUACAAUACUUCCUGCAAAAGGAUUAAAACCCAGACCGAGUAUCAGCACAUAAAUUAACACACUUUUCAUCAGGUCGACAUUUCUGUAUUAUAAAUUCUUUAUUCGAAUAUUUAGAGAUACUGGAUUUUUGAUUUCUGUAAGCUGUAAUCAUCAAGAUUUUUUUUUAAAAAAAGGCUUGAAAUAUUUCACUUUAUGUGUAAUGAAUCUACAAUAUAUAAAAAAGUUGCACUUUUUUAAUUCAAUUACAGGGAAAAAAAACCAAACUUUUCCACGAUAUUGUAAUUUUUUAUUUUAUUUUAUUUAUUAUUAUUUUUUUUAGAUGCACCUGUAAAUAUAUAAUGAAUUUUCUUAAACAGUGAAGUUGAGGAGUACCAUACCGAUGUCAACACUGGACUUGUAUUCUGAAGGUUCUGGGCUGGACCUGCUCGCUCUGUCGCUGUUCUCCUCAGUUCUGAGCGGCGCUAGACCUGGGCGCGGGAGGAUCUCUGAGGCGGUGUCCCUGCCGGUGUGGCCUAAAGAAGGAUGCAGACGAUAAAGUGCGUCGUCGUUGGCGACGGGGCAGUGGGGAAAACGUGCCUUCUCAUCUCAUACACCACCAACGCCUUCCCCGAGGAGUACAUCCCGACCGUGUUCGACAACUACAGCGCCCAGAUGAGCGUCGACGGACGCACGGUGAGCCUGAACCUGUGGGACACGGCGGGUCAGGAGGAGUACGACCGGCUGCGCACGCUCUCCUACCCUCAGACCAACGUGUUCAUUAUCUGCUUUUCCAUCGGCAGUCCGUCGUCGUACGCCAACGUCCGGCACAAGUGGUUCCCGGAGGUUUCGCACCACUGCCCCAGCGUGCCUGUGCUGCUCGUGGGAACCAAACGCGAUCUGCGCAGCGACGCCGAGACCGUCAAGAAGUUAAAGGAGCAGAACCUGGCGCCCACCACGCAGCAGCAGGGCACCGCGCUGGCUAAGCAGAUCAACGCCGUGAAGUAUCUGGAGUGCUCGGCUCUGCUCCAAGAAGGCGUCAGGGAAGUUUUUGCCGAGGCCGUGCGUGCCGUUCUCUAUCCCGUCACCAAAAAGAAUCCCAAAAAGUGCGUCCUCUUGUAGUUUGGCUUUGGAGACUUGUGGAAAUGGACUCGGAGAGCUCAGAGGACAGACGGAUGAUCCCGGUGUUAAUAGCCAUCUCUUCUUCCUCACUCGUGUUUUUAACCACUCUAGGUAUUGUUUUUGGCUCCCUGAUUUUAUUUUUUUUUUGCUUUCUUUCUUUGUUUUUUUUUUUUUUUGCUUUUCUACAGUCACCAAAGUAUAAACUCUUUACCAGGACUGAAGAAACUCCUGUUGAUUUCAAAACCACUUUCCCCUUUGUCCUCGUUCGUCUCCUUGGAAGGAUGUGGGUUGUCAAGAUCACGCGCACUUACCUCAUGGCUAAAAAAAAAAAUGCAAUUGCAAGACACAUGGCAAUAUUUUAAUAAUGAAGCAAAGCAAUACGGAAAAGAAGUUUCGCCCAGUCGCGCUGGAGGAUGGCGUGGCAUUGUUUUCCUCGAGCAGCGUCUGAGAAGGAAAAGCAUCUCGUUUCUACCACCUGUCGUCUCCGAUCUGUCCUUUUUUUUUUUUUUUUGCGCCUAACAGAGCUCGCAGGAAAAAUGCAAAGUUACUAGUCAGGAGUCCGACGAUGGAAACGAUCGUCUACCUUAAACGGAAGAGGAAACUGAUCGGUAAGCUGGGUGGCGUGGUGUGUUGUUUUUUUGUUUUUUUUUUGGUGCACAAGCUUGUGUCGUUAUUUAAACAGGUUUCCGCUGCGCUCAUGCAAAAAGCCACAUCAAAGGUUACUGCUGUGCGUCAGCUGCUGCAGCACAACAUCAACACCUCACUGUAGUUCCUCAGAGUUCUCGCUGUAGGUGCAGCUUUCUAUGAUAAAGGGGAAACAGUCCAGAUCUUGUACUUCUACUUUACUGUACUGAAACUGUAGCGAUAGUGUAGCGAUAGUGGUGGAUGGGUUAGAACGGCAGAAGACCACAUCAGGUUCCACUCCUGUCAGCCAAGAACAAGAACCUGAGGCUAUCAUGGGCGCGGAUUGACUGAAACUGGACCGCUGAAGACUGGAAAAAGACCAGGUGAUUUUUUUUUUUUUUUCUGUCCGGUUUCUGUGAUAGAAAUUAGCAUUUAUAAAUGAACGUAUUGAGCGAACGAAACAAUGACUUACUCAUAAUAUGUAAAAAGACACCCACUGGUGGUUCCUAUACUGGUGCAAUGAUAUAACCUAUGGAGAGGGUCACUGAACGAAUCUGAAUCUUUUUGGCGAAUGGAAUCAAAAGGUUCGAGUCACUGGGAUGAAUCAAAAUGACCUUGCAGUAGCUACAGCUGCAAGACAAAGCACAGGGUUAUAUUCAUGUGCCCAUUCUAAUACAUGAUCUUUUCUAUAAUAACAACCGAUACACAGGGAAUCGCAUGGCAGACGCUCCGCACAAUCAAUCUGUCUAAUGCGAAACGGAUUCAUCACACCACCCAGUCGUCGAUUUAUUUAUUUAUUUAUUUAUUUAUUUAUUUAUUUAUUUAUUUAUUCCAGGUCAAUGCGUUUAAGCCUGCAAAAGUGGCCCACCCCUGUCAAAUGUCCCCAUGAAAUAUUUUAAAGGGUUUUCUUUGGGUAGCUCAUCCACGAUGUGGUUUUUAUCUCUUCAUCAGGCGGAUUGAGAAUUUUCAGAUGUGCCCGCACGUUAAACAGAACAUGCAAUGUUUCCACCAUGGACUACUUGAAACGCUUUAAUAACAUCAACGGAUUGUGGACACUGGUGAAAGUAUAGUGGACAGUUAGGUUGUUUAGAAACACAUCUUUUGUCAACAGCGAAAUUGAUUGAAAUGCCAGGUUCUUUAACAACAAACUCAUCAUUACCAUCAGCAGGAACCUCUGAUCGACGCUAGAAGUGAUAAGUGUUAAGUGAUUAAGAAUCACUCAGGGUCAGAUGUAUGGAACUGUUUGUGCCAGAUUGAUUAAAUGUGACCACUUUGUAGAUGAGAUUUUUGUAUUUAUUUCUUUAUUUAUUUCGCUAAACGGAUUCACGUUAGGGAGAACUGUGUAAAAAAAACGGGAAGCUGGUGCGAAAAAACAAAAAAAGUUUCAUUUGAUGUAUGAAGUGUUCUCCCCGUGCUGCGGGGGUUUCCGCCGGGUACUCCGGUUUCCUCCCCCAGUCCAAAGACAUGCAUGGUAGGCUGAUUGGCAUGUCCAAAGUGUCCGUAGUGUAUGAAUGGGUGUGUGAGUGUGUAUGUGAUUGUGUGCCCUGCGAUGGAUUGGCACCCUGUCCAGGGUGUACCCCGCGUUGUGCCCGAUGCUCCCUGGGAUAGGCUCCAGGUUUCCCCGUGACCCCGAAAAGGAUUAAACGGUAUAUAAGACGGAUGGAUGGAU